CCAUCAUUUUUACUGCCCUGUGUGUGUGUGUGUGUGUGUCUUUUGUUCUGUGGCCAACAACACAGUCAGCCUCCAUAUACUGUACCACUGAGCUUCUGUAUACACAUGAUGGAAUAAUGCUAUACACACACACACACACACACACACACACAGAGAGAGCAUGGUGUCUUUGUGCUGCUCAGCUCUUUAUGACCUGAGAUUCACAGAGAAGCGGAAUUUACACAAUUAACAUCAGCUAAGUGUGCACUACUAUUAUUAUUGUUGUUGUUAGUAUCACAAUUAGGAUUAUUAUAAUAAUCAUAAUCUAACAGUUAUGAGUAUUAUCGUUUUAUCUGUUGAUGGUUGUUUGUUUUUUUUUUUGCGAUGAAAAAAUGUCAGCAAAUGUUGACGAGUGUUUGUCAAAACCUGGAAACGUUCUCAAAUGUUUAGUUUUGUCCACAACAUGAUUCCGUUCGAAUGGUUUCUUUGUAAUCUGGAGCAAAGUCAAAGUAGUUGAUUUAGUCACGGAUAAAUAAUCAAUUCAUCAUGAGUGUUUAUGCCGGAGAGGUCGUUGAGGGGGUGACCUUCGUUUACAUACAAGUGGAACAACAACAACAACAACAACAACAACUGCUGAAAAGUGAAAAUAAGGUCAUGCAGAAGAAUUGCAGUAAAUGUUAUUAUAAAUUGUGUUGUUCCAGUAAUAGAACAUGUCAUGUUGGAUUGUAAAUAAUAACACAACGUUGUAGAUGAGGUCACAUUGUCACACUCGUGAGCUCACAAGUGUGUAUUAACAAUGGCCGCGUUCCAUUUAGCUUUCUCACUUUCAGUGUGUGUGUGUGUGUGUGUGUGUGUGUGUGUGUGUGUUGCUGGGUCACUCCGUCCCAAGCAACACUUGUGCUUUUCCUGCUAAAACAUGUCAAAAUGGCCGCUGUGAGAGAGGCCCUCUUGUACCCACACCUACAGUCUGAAGUGAGCCUCCUCGUCCCAGACUUCACGAAGUGAUCAUCGAGUUCUGUCUGAAUGAUGACGGACGUUCUGAAAUGUGUUGGUCUUUGUCUUUGUCUUUGUUUCACGGAGCAAAAGAAACCGGCAAAUACUCACGCGGACGAAACUGAAAAAACACGGACGAUUAAUGAAGGAAGCUGCUGCUGUUCAGAAGCAGCCUGAAACACUCAGGAAAACAUACUGACUUACCUCAGAACAUCCUGUUUAAGUCUAUGAUCUUCAUAAUAUCUUAGUAACUCAGUGUUUACAACAGGAAACUGACCUUUGUCAAGGGAUUUUACACCAAAAUGAGCGUCACAAACACUCAGCAGACUCAGGACUGAUCAGUGUGCUCAGCAUGGCCGCCAACAUGACGCCAGCUCCAGCCGUCUGGCCCGGUGACGACCCGGACGCCUCGCCGUCAAACCACGUCUCCGUCCCUGUGCCGUGCCCGGCGGGCGUGGGUGACCCUCACAUCCACAGCAGCAGCAGCGGCGGCGGCGGCAGUCCGGCCAGCGCGCGGCGGCCCCGCAGCAAAUCCAAAGGAGAGCUGGUCAUAGUCAUCAACGAGAAGCUGAAGAACAGUGUAGGUAAUGGGAUGCACCCGGCGUCCGCAGAGAGCACCUCUCCAGUCAUCUCGUCUCCCCCCAGAAGACAACACUCCAUCUCUUACCCUCACCAUGGCAAGACCAGGAAGGGCAGCAGGGCCGGAUCCAUCGGGUACACCGCCUUCUCGCCCAGGCCGUCCAUUUCUCGCCACUCCAGCAUCGCCACCAACCCCCCCCUGGACCGCACCAAGGUGAAGGACUACCUCCUCCUGUCCGUGCUGGCCUGCUUCUGCCCCGUGUGGCCCAUAAACAUCGUGGGAUUUGUUUACUCCAUCAUGUCCAAGAACAGUCUGGAGCAGGGAAACCUGGAUGGAGCCGUGCGCCUGGGUCGCGUGGCCAAAAUGCUCUCCGUGGUGUCACUAGUUGGAGGGACGGUCAUUAUCAUCGCCUGCAUUGUCAACCUGGCGAUAAAUGUGAAAACCUGAGUUUCAUCCCAGGGUGAAACUGGAUAAGACAACAGACCGUCUGGCCUGCACCUGCACCACCAUCUUUACCACCUUUAGUCAUUACCUGGAUGUGUGACAACAUGUGCACCCGAUACACAGUGCUGUCUUAUAUUUCUGUAAUCUAUACAAGUCCUUUUUUUGCUCAUAGAAGACAAUGACACGCAAAUGCUGCUGUUGUGAUUCAGGGUUGGG
Messenger RNA from Solea senegalensis (Senegalese sole), 2212 nucleotides. RefSeq names its product proline-rich transmembrane protein 2 (gene prrt2). Bases 1325 to 1999 code for a protein of 224 amino acids. The record is from RefSeq and is a predicted model, not a curated record. The transcript has 5 exons. NCBI's taxonomy places the organism in Eukaryota, Metazoa, Chordata, Actinopteri, Pleuronectiformes, Soleidae. Gene Ontology annotation, cellular component: membrane.